Messenger RNA from Racocetra persica, 126 nucleotides. NCBI's taxonomy places the organism in Eukaryota, Fungi, Glomeromycota, Glomeromycetes, Diversisporales, Gigasporaceae. The record is from the annotation of a GenBank genome assembly.
AAAACCGGUCGGAUGUGUGCCCCAAUUAAACGAGACAGUUUUCAAAAUUCUGAAGAAUACACAGCAUUGGAUGGUAUUGAGAAUGCGAAACUGACCUGUAAAUGUGGGAUGAAUGUUAAAAAGUGA